AUGUGGCUCAAAGACGAUUUGGAACGUUUUCAGUAUCUUUUGAGUUUACACUUAAUAAACACGAUCGCUUUUCUCGUACGCUUUAUUAUCAUAUGCGCUGAUAUAUCAUCAGCUAGUAGUGACGCAGAAGGCUAUUUGGUACCUAUAUUACUUUUGGAUUUAGGCGCAUCCGUUAUACUCCUAUUUUCAAAUAUUCUCUAUGUCUUACUGCGUUAUAUUGGUCCAAUUAUAUUCGAAACCGAUCGUAACAAAAUGCUAUGCUGUUCACAGUCGUUUGCCUGGCGUCUAGCGACUAUAACAUGUGUGCGAUGUGAUUGUCACCUAGAACAUCCUCAAACGAUUAUGUGUACUCGACUUUUUACCUUAGUCUUUUUUGAACUUUUGAAAUUUAUCGCAUUCGUACUUGCAUGUGCAUGCGCAAACCAGUAUGGGCCGCACGGAUUAGGAUAUUGCAUUGUAGCUGCUUUUUCAUUUGUACCAUCUAUUUUUACGCUAGUUGUUGAAUUUCUUCAUCUGUAUCGUUUGUGGUUGGAUUAUCGGCCAGAUUCAUCUGAAAAGAAGAAACCAACGUAUUGUUCCCGCCACCGAGGCUUUUUACCUAUGGCAAUGUUGAACGAUCAACAAACAAGUCAUUGGCAGCAGACCCAAUGCCCAAAGAAAGAUAAGUGUAAAUCGCGAAAUCUGUACCAUGUUCUUAUGUAUCAUUCGGGAAAUCAGCGUUAUCCACCAGAGAAAGCAACAGAAAAUCAGGAAGUGGUUGGUUUCCAUCAAACCGACCAUAAAGCAGCUUAUUCUAUUGCAAAGACAGGCUUUAAACCUUCGAAAAAAGGCAUGUUGGGACCAGGUGUAUAUUUUGCAACAUCGCUUGACCAUACAGAAUUUAAAGCUCAGCAAUAUGGUACGUACAUAUGCGCAAAAGUUGGUCUGGGUAAAACAUUUCGCACAAAAACAAGAAACCCAACAGUACCCACUGACUACGAUACAGUUUAUUUUGAACAUGAUCGGGGUGCAGAUGAGUUUUGUGUUCGCAAAGAGCAACAAAUCCAAUCAUGGAUAAUCGUCGUCGAUCAAGAUCCAAAUGAACGAGUAUUGAGGGAAGAUGCCGCACGGUCGGGUUCUGGCAACUUUGUUGAAGAUCGUUUGAAUGAAAAUGUGUACAAAGGAUGUUUUGCUAGUUUGUAA
Messenger RNA from Rotaria socialis, 1182 nucleotides. The record is from the annotation of a GenBank genome assembly. Lineage: Eukaryota; Metazoa; Rotifera; Eurotatoria; Philodinida; Philodinidae.